Molecule: messenger RNA, 842 nt
Organism: Choloepus didactylus (southern two-toed sloth)
Lineage: Eukaryota; Metazoa; Chordata; Mammalia; Pilosa; Megalonychidae
Gene: PSME2
Product: proteasome activator subunit 2
Exons: 11
Coding region: 75-794 (239 amino acids)
Biological process (GO): regulation of proteasomal protein catabolic process; positive regulation of endopeptidase activity; regulation of G1/S transition of mitotic cell cycle
Cellular component (GO): proteasome activator complex; nucleoplasm; cytoplasm
Molecular function (GO): endopeptidase activator activity
Source: RefSeq, a predicted model, not a curated record
GCCUGGACCUGGGGAGUGAAAGCGAAAGCACAGGCGGCGAGCCGGGAGACCUGAGAUCGAGAAACUGGAGUAGCAUGGCCAAGCCUUGUGGGGUGCGACUGAGCGGAGAGGCCCGCAAACAGGUAGAUGUCUUCAGGCAGAAUCUCUUCCAGGAGGCUGAGGAAUUCCUCUGCAGAUUCUUGCCACAGAAAGUCAUAUACCUGAAUCAGCUCUUGCAAGAAGAUUCCUUCAAUGUGGCUGACCUGACCUCUCUCCGAGCACCACUGGACAUCCCCAUCCCAGAUCCCCCACCCAAGGAUGAUGAGAUGGAAACAGAUAAGCAGGAGAAGAAAGAAGUCCCUAAGUGUGGCUUUCUUCCUGGAAAUGAGAAUGUCCUGGCCCUCCUUGCUCUAGUUAAGCCAGAAGUCUGGACUCUCAAAGAGAAGUGCAUUCUGGUGAUCACAUGGAUCCAGCACCUGAUACCUAAGAUUGAGGAUGGAAAUGAUUUUGGGGUGGCAAUCCAGGAGAAAGUGCUGGAGAGGGUAAAUGCAGUCAAGACCAAAGUAGAAGCCUUCCAGACAGCCAUCUCCAAGUACUUCUCAGAACGUGGGGAUGCUGUGGCUAAGGCCUCCAAGGAGACCCAUGUGAUGGAUUACCGGGCCCUCGUGCACGAGCGAGAUGAGGCGGCCUAUGGGGAGCUCAGGGCCAUGGUGCUGUACCUGAGGUCCUUCUAUGCUGAGCUUUAUCAUAUCAUCAGCAGCAACCUGGAGAAAAUUGUCAACCCAAAGGGUGAGGAGAAGGCAUCCAUGUACUGAGCCCAGGACUAGAAGAGAAAUAAAUGACCUAUUAUUCUGUGUGGAUCA